GACAGUGCACCGCAUCGCAGUGAGGUCACUGUGCUACAAUUAAUUAGCCUAGCUAGCGCGUGCACUACUAAGCUAUUAGCUUUUGAUACAUAUUUAUGAUCUAAAGGUUAAACUGUGAGUUGGAAAAAUGUCUGGAAGCGCAGGAGAAUGGUGUCUGAUGGAGAGCGACCCCGGAGUGUUCACCGAGCUCAUUAAAGGUUUCGGCUGCAAAGGAGCUCAGGUUGAAGAGAUUUGGAGCAUGGAGCCUGAGAACUUUGAGAACCUGAAGCCAGUCCACGGCUUGAUUUUUCUCUUCAAAUGGCAGCCAGGGGAAGAACCAGCAGGAUCAAUUGUUCAAGAUUCAAGGCUUGAUCACAUUUUCUUUGCUAAACAGGUGAUAAACAAUGCAUGUGCCACCCAGGCGAUCAUCAGUGUUCUGCUCAACUGCUCCCACCCCGACAUGGUGCUGGGAGACACACUGACGGAGUUCAGAGAGUUUUCCCAGAGUUUUGAUGGAGCUAUGAAAGGUCUCGCUCUCAGCAACUCUGAAGUGAUUCGACAAGUUCACAACAGCUUUGCCAGGCAGCAGAUGUUUGAAUUCGAUGCAAAGUCUUCAGCAAAGGAUGAAGAUGCUUUUCACUUUGUGAGCUAUGUUCCUGUAAACGGCCGACUGUAUGAGCUGGAUGGGCUUCGGGAAGGACCCAUAGACUUGGGAGUCUGCAACCAAGAUGACUGGAUCAGUGCAGUUCGCCCAGUGAUUGAGAAGAGAAUACAAAAGUACAGUGAAGGAGAGAUCCGAUUCAACCUGAUGGCCAUUGUUUCUGACAGAAAGAUGGUAUAUGAGAAGAAAAUUGCAGAGCUCCAGGCUCAGCUCACAGAGGAUGAGCCAAUGGACACAGACCAGAACAACACAUUUUUAAGCACCAUCCAGUCAGAGAUUGCAAAGUACCAGCUUCUUAUUGAAGAGGAAAACCAGAAGCUGAAAAGAUACAAGGUUGAAAAUAUUCGACGAAAGCACAACUACCUUCCCUUCAUUAUGGAGCUACUGAAGACGUUGGCAGAGUACCAGCAGCUAAUACCUUUGGUGGAAAGGGCAAAAGAGAAACAAAGCGCUAAAAAGGCUCAGGAGGCCAAGUGAACAACAUCAACAUUCACCAGAAAGGUUCUGAUCAGACGCAAGCAAGGAAUCACCGUGAAAACCAGUCACUCUUUCAUCAGUGAGCAGUGAACAGACUCUGUACUUCACCAGUUAACUUCAUCACAGCGAGCAUGGAGGGCGUCCUGCAGCACACUUUGGCUUCCAGUGAAUUAUUCAGAAAGAGCUGUGCGGCAUUUGUAGCACAGAGACUGCCUGUCACAAUGUCCCCAUGUGUUUCUGUUGGCGCUAAUGCAUGUCUGAAGGAAAAAUGUGGUCUUAUUUUGUUCUUAUUUUCAUAAUAAAAUGUGUAGAUGUUUGAGG
Molecule: messenger RNA, 1438 nt
Organism: Cyprinodon tularosa
Lineage: Eukaryota; Metazoa; Chordata; Actinopteri; Cyprinodontiformes; Cyprinodontidae
Gene: uchl5
Product: ubiquitin carboxyl-terminal hydrolase L5
Exons: 11
Coding region: 128-1117 (329 amino acids)
Biological process (GO): protein deubiquitination; ubiquitin-dependent protein catabolic process
Cellular component (GO): cytoplasm; Ino80 complex
Molecular function (GO): cysteine-type deubiquitinase activity; proteasome binding
Source: RefSeq, a predicted model, not a curated record